AUGAUAGUAUUCCUUCAUGCAUCAACCAAUAACAGGGCUUCAACUGUACUGCAGUAUUUCCAGUCAGCUGUUGAGCACUACAAUUUACCAUCAAGAGUUCGCAGUGAUCUUGGGAUGGAAAACAUUGAAGUUGCUCGCUUCAUGCUGCAAGAAAGAGGUUUACAUAGAGGCAGCCACAUCACUGGAAAAUCCGUUCAUAACCAAGGAAUAGAGCGACUCUGGUGUGAUGUCAACCGGGUUAUUGUGAGCUGCUUUUUUAACAUUUUCCUCUUCCUUGAGCAGAGUGGAAUUUUAGAUCCAACAGACGAGGUGCAUCUGUUUUGUCUUCAUCUUGUGUACAUUCCACUGAUUAAUAAUGCAAUCAACCAAUUUAUCGGUCAGUGGAAUAAUCAUCCUGUAAGCACACAAUGCAAUUUCUCUCCCAAUCAGCUCUGGAUACAAGGAAUGUUAAAUUCCAGAAAUUCUGGAUAUCAGGUUGUGACAGAUGUGACUGCCACAGAGGCUGUUAAUUUUGACCAUUAUGGGAUCGAUGAACAAGGGCCUGUACCUGAUGUGCAGAGUGACUAUGCAGUUUCGGUACCUGACACAAUUACUACUCUGACACAUAACCAGGAAUUGUCACUGCAAGAAGCUAGAGAUGCAGUCUUCCAAACUGGUGAUCAUGAUGGAAUCAUAGCCUACCAAGUGGUAUUGCAGAUUGCUUCUUUUUAUUUAAACUGUUGUUCAUGAUUUAUAGUAUUGACUUCAUGUACAUGGAAUAUGAACUCUGCAUACAGUUACUAUAAGUUGUUUACUAUUAAACUUGAGAUCUAGCCUUGAUUUGCAGUCACUCAAAGCUGUGGCAACAUUGCAUGCAUAAUGGCUAUUGCAGAGAAGUUUAUACUCUUAUCACUGAGCUCUUGUAAGCUCUUCUUGUUACUGUUUGUCAUGGUGUUAACGAAACAGUUAAUUUGCUGAGUAACUUGAAACUUGAACUUUGAACACAGAACAUUUUCUACUAUAAGUAACCUACACAGAAUGGAAAAUUUUCUUGUUUUAUACGAAGGGUCCACUGGCACAUUUUCCUUGA
Messenger RNA from Porites lobata, 1069 nucleotides. The record is from the annotation of a GenBank genome assembly. NCBI's taxonomy places the organism in Eukaryota, Metazoa, Cnidaria, Anthozoa, Scleractinia, Poritidae.